Molecule: messenger RNA, 3247 nt
Organism: Lycium ferocissimum
Lineage: Eukaryota; Viridiplantae; Streptophyta; Magnoliopsida; Solanales; Solanaceae
Product: putative pentatricopeptide repeat-containing protein At3g18840
Exons: 4
Coding region: 50-2095 (681 amino acids)
Biological process (GO): RNA modification
Molecular function (GO): RNA binding; protein binding
Source: RefSeq, a predicted model, not a curated record
GCCAACUCGGAUACCCGCUUUGUUCAUCAUAUAACUAACAACACUCACAAUGAAAUCACUCUUAGACUGCGCCAAAUUUCAAACUCAUAUCAUUAAAUCCGGACUAACCCCAACAAUCAUUGACGUGAACCAUCUUAUCCACAUAUACUCAAAGCAUUCUCUUAUUAAAGAUGUCCAAAAACUGUUCGACGAAAUGCCUGAAAGAAACGUUUUCACUUGGAAUGCUAUUAUAAACACUUAUGUUAAAGAUAGAAACUUUGUUCAAGCAAGAAAACUUUUUAAUACUGCUCCCUUAAAGGAUUGUGUUACGUACAACACAAUGUUGUCUGGUUAUGUCAAUUGUGAAGGAUUUCAAGAUCAAGCAGUUAGAUUAUUCGCCGAAAUGCAAUUUGUUGACAAAGUAUCUGAAUAUGCCUUGACUACUAUGGUUGGUUUAGUAACAAAGUUGAGUCUUUUGUUGUAUGGUAGGCAAUUGCAUUCAUAUAUGUUGAAGAGUGGGAAUAGUAUAAGUAGGUAUGCACUGAGUUCUUUGAUUGUUAUGUAUUCGAAAUGCGGGUGUUUUAAAGAUUCAUGGAGUGUCUUUGAUGGAUCUGAUGUUGGGUUUGUUGACACGGUUUCCAAGAAUGCUAUGGUGGCAGCUUGUUUUAGAGAAGGUGAAUUGCAAAUGGCUCAGGGUGUGUUUUUGAGUAUGCCACAGUUGAAUGAUGAAGUUUCUUGGAACACAAUGAUUUCGGGUUUUGCCCAAAAUGGGUAUGAAGAGGAGGCCAUCGAGUUAUUUAGGAGCAUGGUGGCGGAGGGAUUUGUAUGGAACGAACACAGUUUUUCUAGCGUUAUAAGUGCUUGUUCUGGCGCGAAGAAUUUGAAACUUGGGAAGGAGAUUCAUGCUUUGAUAUUGAAGGAAGGGAUGAGUUUGAAUCCAUUUCUUAGCAGUAGUUUGGUUAAUCUUUAUUGCAAGUGUGGUCUCUUGAAUUAUGCACAUUCUGUUUGUACAACUACUCAGAAAGAGAACCCUUUUGCCGUUACACCAUUAAUUGUAGGAUAUUCUGGAAUGGGUAAUAUGUUAGAAGCAAGAAGGCUUUUUGACUCAUUGCCUGAUAAGAAUCAUGUUGUAUGGACUGCUAUGAUAUCCGGAUACGUGAAAGCGCAUCAAUGUGAAGAUGCUUUUCAGCUUUUCAGAGAAUUAAUUACACAGGAAACAACUGUUCCUGAUGAGCUGAUCUUUAUAAACCUGCUUGGUGCAUGCGCCAUACAUGCAACCUUUAAUUACGGAAAGCAAAUACACUCCUAUAUACUGAGAACUGGCACUGCAAUGGAUACCAAGUUGGCAAAUUCAGUGGUUGAUAUGUACUCAAAAAGUGGAAAUGUAACAUAUGCACAGAGGGUUUUUCAAUUGACUGUUGAUGGAGAUUCAAUCCUUUACAAUAGUAUGAUAGCUGGUUAUGGUCUCCAUGGGUAUGAAAAUGAAGCUAUUCAGCUUUUCAGUCAGAUGACAGAUCGAGGUUUCCAACCUGAUGAAGUCACAUUCCUUGCCCUUCUAUCAGUUUGCCGGCACCGUGGAUUAGUAAAAAUGGGAGAAAAGUAUUUCUUUUCCAUGUCCAAAGAUUACAAAAUAUCACCUGGAACUGACCACUAUGCAAGUAUGAUAGAUUUGUAUGGAAGGGCAAAUCAACUUGACAAGGCAGUAAGAUUAAUGGAAAGUUUGCCUGUCGAACCAGAUGCUGUAAUUCUGGGUGCAUUUCUAAAUGCUUGCAAAAUGAACAGAAAUGCUGAACUUGCAAAAACUGCAGAGGAUAAGCUCUUGCUAAUUGAAGGAGGGAACGGAUCUAGAUACGCGCAGUUGGCUGGCAUCUAUGCCUCGGAAGGGAAAUGGAAUGAGAUGGGAAGGGUAAUGAAAAUGAUGAAAGGAAGAGAAGCCAAGAAAACUGCUGGUUGCAGUUGGCUAUAUGUAGGAGACACAGUUCAUGCCUUUAUCUCUGGUGACAGAUCUCACUCAGACAAUGAUGCCAUAUAUACUAUUUUAGGAUGUUUGAUCAAAGAAUUAACUAAACUGUCAGCCACUAUAUUGUUAGAAGAAGAGAUGUGCACAUUCCGUUGAUUAAUGUCGAUUCAGAUAAUUGACUUACUUCCUUUUCUAUUUAUGUGCCUUUGGCUGGAGGGUGGAGCUCUAAUCGAUCAUGUCCAUCCUAUUCCCUUGAGUUUUUUGGUUAUACAAAUGGAGAUGAGUUCACAGAUAUUGUUAGGCGUACAAGUUUGAGUAAACAAAUUUCGGCAAGCUUUACAAAGUCAUAGAUUUUCUGAUGUUAUUCCGGUUCUCAGUUGCAGCUAAGUGUAAACCAACCAUGUAGCGCUCGACUAAAGAUAAAAGGGGUAAAUAAAAAUACCAGAUAGAACUUUGUCUGCUGUGAGUUGUCUGCUGCCUAUCGCUACCGAAUUUUAUACAUGCAUGUUCUAAUUUAUGGCCUCUUUGCAAGGUCCUGAGGUUAAGGAGAAAUUAUGGAUCACAAAUGUUCAGGAUGAUCUUUUCGUGUUGUCGUCUCAGAGGAAAGAUAUGGUUGAGUACUUCAGAGAGCAGCUUUUUGAUUUUGCCUUCAUUGCUAAUGGAUGGCUUCAAUGUUACGGAUCUCAAUGUGUAAAGCGACCUAUCAUCUAUGGGUAUGUGAGCCAUCUGAAGCCAGCUACUGUCUUAUGGUCCUCAGCAGCUCAAACCAUAAACCAUAGGCCAAUAAAGGGAGUGCUUACAGGCCCUGUCACCGGUCUCAACUGGUCUUUUGUUAGAAUGAGCAGCCAAGAUUGCUUUGGCCAUUAGGGAUGAAAUAGAGGAUUUGGAAAAGGCAAGAAUCGAUGCGAUCCCAAUUGAUGAUAUUUCUUUGAGAGAGGCUUGCCUUGAGGAAGUAUGAACAUGAUUCGACUUGAAGUGGGUUGUCCGCUGCUUCAGAACACUACACAGCUCCCCUUUUCUCAUCUUGUUGGAACUUCUUUUAACUGUACAUGCUUGUAGUGAGUUUAUCUUUUGUGACUGGCAAAUCCACACUCUUAUGGGCUACUCAAACUUCAAUAAUUUUAUCCACUCAAUCACCAUAGAUGUUGAUCUGAUCACUAUUGAGAGCUAUGGACUGAUGGGAAGCUCCUCUCAGUUUUCAGGAAGGGAGUGAAGUAUGGAGCUGGUGUUGGCCCAGGGUCUAUGACAUCCACCCUCCAGGAAUACUGUCCAUGUAAACGAUGCAUAUGGAACUAGCAAGAUGCUUGC